Messenger RNA from Pseudo-nitzschia multistriata, 2275 nucleotides. The record is from the annotation of a GenBank genome assembly. Lineage: Eukaryota; Bacillariophyta; Bacillariophyceae; Bacillariales; Bacillariaceae.
CAUUAGAAGCAGUCAUUCACAAGGUCCGAGUUCCGUUUCGACCGAAGCAAGAUCUGGGGAAAAACCUUGCUGAAGAAAUUGAGGUGAGCAUUUGGUCCCUUGUUGGAAAAGAAUUAACAUUAUUUUAUAGAUAGCCGAUAAAUACUGAUGCAUCGUUUUCCUCGUCCUCUUUUUGAACUUUCAUAGUCAUACAAGAGGAAAAUCUGGGAGUGCAUUGACCCAGAAGAACGUAAACAAUAUUUUGAUAAAAAGCAAAAGAAAACCACUGAAACCGAUAUCAAAAUUGAACACGAUAAAGAGAAUUCAAAUGACGCGACUAGUUUUGUUUGUUCGAAGCCAGUAGAAGCAGUGAGGGUGGUCAAAAAGCCACGGGAGGUUAAGAAUCAAACUUCUGCAACCGAGGUCCCUCAUACGGAACCUGUUAAAGAAAAGACUCAGCCCUCUCUUACACGUACAGAUAUUGAACUGAAAGUAUUCGUGUUUAAGGUUGCUCAACUCAAAAAAGAGCUGAAGAGACGAGGCAAAGAUACAGCAGGUUUGAAGAAAGAUUUAAGAGCUCGAUUGAUAGAUGCUAUGCUUGAAGAAGCUCAAGAACAACAAACACAAACAAUCCCAGUGCCUAACAAAAAAAUUACCGCUUCAGUUCCGGAGACUAUUGAGGAAUUGAAGGAUGAUGUCAAUGAAACUUCCAUCAGUAUGGAGGUUUCAAAGGUUACUGAAGGUGAAAAUGAAGCCGUUACGAAAAAAUCUUCACCACCACCAUCGCCACAACCAAAGCAAGACGAAAAGAAAAAGCUCGCCGUUUCGAAGGAGGCUAAAUGCGAGAAGGAAAGUGACAAGACUGUAAAGGAAACAAAGCAAAAAAGAUUGCCGUCCAUUGAAGAUCAAAAGAUUGAGUCAUCUUCUUCGAAUCAAGUGGAAAAUAAAAAUUCGACCAAUCCUAUGAAGGAAACAAAGCAACGGCCAGAAGAAGCAAAAAUCAAUCCUUCGACUGUGAAAGAUUCGUCCGAAAAGAAUCAUGAAGCAUGCCGGAACGUAGCAAACCCUUUCCCUGAUGAAUCGUUGAAAAAAACAGAUAUCUCCUUAGCUCCAAUCAACGAAAUGGUAGCCAACUCAUCAAAUGGACAAGAUAAGUGUCUGUCAUUAAAUAGUAAUGAGAAGAAGCCCGAAUUAUUGACCGAAACGAAGAUGAAAGACUCCUCUGAAAGUCAGAAAGAACUUGAUGUGAAAGAGAUGCCAGCUCCAAUACCUGAAGUAAGCAUAUCUUCAAAAGUUUCAGGUACGAGUGUGAAGGACAUGGUUUCAAAAUUUUCUGGAUUUUCGACAAACCCUUCCAGCAACAACGGAUCUGCACUGUCAAAGGGAUUGCAGGCAAAGAAAGAAGCGAGACAAGCAAAAAUUGCUGAAAUGCGUGCAAAGGUAAGUUCGGCAUCUUUUUUAAAAGUUUAUCUGGAGUAUGGAAUUUUUUGUUCACAACUAAAAUUACUACAUUAUUUUCAUUUGUUUAGGCACAGAGCAAGCCAGUGACAUCAACGAAAGUGGCACUGAGCUCUAAGGAAUACACAAGCACGUUGUCUUCGUUGAAUGCUACUGCCUCUACGGGAAGUGCAACCAAGAAGAAUCUCGCAACGCAGAUGAGAGAGAAGGCAGCUGCUCGCGCAUUCCAAAACAAAAUCACGAAUGCAGCGUCGAAGACAACGACGUCUUCGGUGUCAAAUGCUACCAACAAGCGCCACUUACCUCUGACUAAUAAUUCUAAUCAUUCAAACACUUGCGUGUCAGACCCUCUUGCAACGACUUUGAAGCAAGCCCCAUUAAUUAAAAAACCACCAAAAGUGGUCAUGUCGCCAAUGGAUACAUACGAAAUGUCUGAUAGAGAGGAUAGUGACACGGACGAUAGCGAUAGCGAUUCAGAUAAUGAGCGGAUGAACAAGAAGAUUCCAACUUGGGCCCAACGAUCAAAUUUAUAUUCAGCUCUUGAAGAGCAAUACAACGGACGCAUAGGCGGUAAAAAGAUUGAUCCGGAUGAGAUCUUCCCUGAGGUGCAUAGCUGUGAUCUAGAGGCUAUUUUUGGGCGCAGGAAAUCCAAAAACUACAGAAGUCGUGCAAGUUCCGGUAACUGGGCUAAUGAUCAGGUGACAGCUGCGGAGAAACUUGUCUACAAAAGACAAAUGGGUUUUGCCACUGAUCCCGCUAUGGAUUCUACGGGCGUGUAAAAUGCUGUUUAGUUGAUACUCUUGCUUCAAUUAAGCGGCGAUAAAAUAUAAGAGAUUUG